This is a messenger RNA of Tupaia belangeri chinensis (Chinese tree shrew), 870 nucleotides long. RefSeq names its product TATA box-binding protein-associated factor RNA polymerase I subunit D. Gene Ontology annotation, cellular component: nucleus; RNA polymerase transcription factor SL1 complex; nucleoplasm. NCBI's taxonomy places the organism in Eukaryota, Metazoa, Chordata, Mammalia, Scandentia, Tupaiidae. The transcript has 2 exons. The record is from RefSeq and is a predicted model, not a curated record. The coding region runs from base 1 to 870 and encodes 289 amino acids. Gene Ontology annotation, biological process: regulation of DNA-templated transcription.
AUGACAUUUGUGACAAUCAAAGAGAGAAAGUGGUGCAUAAAUUUGAAGACUAUAUCAGGAAUGGAUUCGCCUGACUACACAACGUCUGAUUCAACUGUAGAAUCUGAAAAUCGAAGUGAUAGCUCCUGGUCUGGUAGCAGCUUAUUUAAAACACAGUGUGUUCCUUCCUCACCUACACGGAGGCAAAGGAACCAAAUUCAAAAAUGUGUUUAUUCACCUAAGAACAUUAAAGAAGAUUCAUCAAGCUACUCAUCCUUUGAACCCAAACCAUUGACUUUAAAAGCUAUUUUUGAAAGAUUCAAGAAAAGGAAUCGGAAGAAAAGAAAAUACAAGCCAACAGGAAGACCAAAAGGAAGUAAAAAUACUAGACGGUCACAGAUAGACAAGAAACAAGUUAGAGGCAAAGGCCAUAAAUUUACAGAAUCAGAGAACAGAAGAAACCUAUUACCAUGGAGGAAAAUUUUAACUUUUGAGCAACAUGUUGCCAGAAGAUUUUUUAACUACAUUGAAAAGCUGAAAUAUGAACACCACCUUAAGGAAUCCUUGAAUAAAAUGAAUGUUGGUGAAGAUUUAGAAAAAGAAGAUCUCGAUAGUUGUAGAUACAAAUACUUGGAUGAUGAUGGAUCCAUUUCUCCUAUUGAAGAGCCAGUAACAGAUGAAGCAAUGAAUCUUGAGCCUGAUGAUGAAUGCGAUAUCAAGUUGGUAGAGGAUAGUUGUUUUAUAAUAAGUUCUGAAUUCCCAGUUUCUAAGAAGAUGGAUGUAUAUUUAGGGCAAGAGAAUACUAAAGAACCUGCUUUGUCUAAAAAGAGAGCUUCAAAGGCCAGAAACACUGGGCAGAAUACUGAAUGGCCUGGAAAGAGAGGAACAUGA